Messenger RNA from Grus americana (Whooping crane), 10892 nucleotides. RefSeq names its product ganglioside induced differentiation associated protein 1 (gene GDAP1). Lineage: Eukaryota; Metazoa; Chordata; Aves; Gruiformes; Gruidae. The coding region runs from base 6820 to 7830 and encodes 336 amino acids. The record is from RefSeq and is a predicted model, not a curated record. The transcript has 8 exons. Gene Ontology annotation, cellular component: mitochondrial outer membrane. Gene Ontology annotation, biological process: mitochondrial fusion; mitochondrial fission.
ACCUCCGUCCCCGUAGGUCUCGACGCCGUAUCCGUCCUGCAGCCCGUUGCUCCAGGUGCCCUCGUAGCGGGCCGGCGUGCUGAGGCUCUGCCGCACCCCGUAGCGCCCCUUGAAGCCGUGGGACCACUCUCCGCGGUACAUCCACCUGCCCUUCGUCUCCACGCCCAGCCCGUGGCGCUUGCCCUGCGCCCAGUAGCCCAGUUUUCGGAGACACGGCUGCUGUCCGCGUUUGGAGGUGUUGUGCAGAGCUGGAGCUACUGUGUUGCCACCAACCCGAGUUAAGAUUUAAUUUAUGGGGACAAAUAGGCUUGUGCCUCUAUACUAAUUCGAAUUACUUUAUAUGGUAACACUUUAUCUUCUUAUGGUUUGAUUAUUUUUUUAAAAUGUAACCUAAGUUUCUAAUCUACCUAGACUACAAAAUGUUUAACACGAUUAUUGAAAUAAGCAUGUGUGCGUGUGUAUGAUGAAGUUGUUAAAAUGGAAGUCUUCAAUAUGCAAGUAAGCUUGCUACCAGUAAAUUUUGUUUUAUUUCAUCCUGUCAUGCUUGGAGUGAGUGUUGAAAGACGAACAGGCAAGCAUUGCUCAGCCAGAGGGGAGAAGCAUGUCAUACAGCCCCCAGAAUAGCAUCGGCAGUAAAUAUGGUCAUGCUGUUCUUCCCCGAGACAGACCCAGAUCACAUUUGUAGCACCCACCGGUUCUGCUGGUUACCAGACAUUCAGGGCCUUUGAUGAAACGUUUACAGAUGCAGCUGCAGUUUGGAGGGACCUUCUGCCGGCAGCGAAGAAGCUGACAUAAAGAAAACAGGAGGAAACGGGAUCACAAGCCAGGGAGUUCAAACAAAACACAGUUUAGGGGGAAUACAAAUUUAAUCACAGUAUUAAAACACUGCUCCAAGAUAUGAACCAUGUUCUUGUUAGAUUCCCUUUUCAUGUUAACUUGAUUAUGUUUUCCAGUGACUUAGAACCACUAAAGCGUGAAGCUUUUGUAGAGGAGGAAAGGUGUACUGAAAAAGAUCUCUGUUCAACUGUCUUAGGUCGUACACAAUGUCAAAACUGUUCAAAAUUCAAAAGAAUUAAAAUGUCUUAUAAAGUGAAGUCAAAGAGAGGCUGAGAUUAAAAAGUUUUUUCCAGUUAUUUCUCACUUUGUGCAAUAUAUUGAAAUAAAGUAAGAUGGCCCUGAAGGUCUGUGGCAGUGGCCUAUCUAGCAUGUUAGAGGGGAAAAUUUAAUUAUUCAAGAUCAAGAAAAAAGCCCUAUUAAUUUCUUCAUCUUGAAAAGAUAGAUUAUUCCCUUUGGGCCAAAUGGAUGUUCUCACUUUCUUGUCCCUAAGCUCUGUUCGUAUUGACUCUUCUGUUAAUAUAGCUUCUCUGUCUUUUUAAUGUUUGUAUUUUGCUGUGAGGACUGUAACGCACAAGUCAAAUUCUGCCUUUGUGUGCCGGCCACUGGACUCGAUAGGGUACUACAGGAAUCGAACUGAGGCAUUGAGUGUUCUUCCACCCCCUCUGUGAAAUCUGAAAAGCUCGCUUCAGCUUCUGCAGCUUCUCUCCCCUGGCUUUGCCUCCCCACCCGGUGCAUUAGCUAGGGUGUUAGUGGAAAGGGUUUGUUAUUUCAGACACAUACCAUCGCCUGCUGCACUCGCUUCUCCCCUGCACUUGCACAGGGCACGGAGACAACUUCAUACUUUCAUUUGUAUCAGUUACACACAUAGGAUUUAAAUUCAUCCCUUUCUCUGUAUAGACUUUUUUUUUUCUUUUUUGUCAGAUAACUCAGUAAACACUAAAUAGCAAGUGUUACUGCCUUCAGCUGGCACUAAUAUACUACAUCUAUUUUUCUUAAGAAAGUCUCAUUGAGCUAAGCGUGAUGAGGGAGGUGUGUUUUCAGAGCAGUAGCUCUGGUAUUUGUUCUCCAUUUGUGAGUGACGUUAUGCAGUUGAGAAAAACCCAUGCCAGCGUGUUUCAGUUGGUGCCAAAAGAACAUAGACAGCAACUCAGUGCCCAGAUCUAUUGCUGUCCAAAACCGUAUCUUGUCCUAUUUAUACUUUCACAAACGAGGGUCUUGCUUACAAGAGGAGUUAGGUGAAUAUUGUGUUUGUGUGCUAUUUGAUAAUGAGUUUGUCCAGCUGUUUUACAUUCUGUUGUUCUUUUAUUUCAAGCAUUGAAAAUUUAAGGUUUCAAGUGGCAUAGAUAGUUCGUAAUAAUCAAGUCAAAGAAUCCCAGUUUCGUAAAUUACUGUUACUCGUGUUGAGAGUUAACUUCACUGGAAAUACCUGGCUGUCACAAAAUACCUUUGUCUACAAAGCAGGAGAGCUGACCAUUUCUUGCUGUUUAGUACACCUAAACCACAAAUAUUGAUUACUAAACUCUUAAAGACUUAAACUAUGUUUCAGAAAUAAGACUUAUCUGCAGAUUAAAAGAGUAAUUUAAAUUAAAGUGGAAUCAGUUUGGAUCAGGAUUCAAGUUUGGAGUUUACUAAUUGGUAUCAACUAACAGUCCAGUUCUUUUGCGCUUUUUCAUCAACACUUGCCAAGGGGCUGAAAAACUCAAAGAACAAUUAUCAAUCAAAUAUGAAGUAGCAGUUUCAUUAAAGAAAAACAGGAGAAGACAUUUAAAUCUUUCUGAAGGCCUAACAAAAUAGUAUCCUGAUGUCUGGCUGGAGAGAGUGGAAGUUAUGUAGUGGGAGCUCUGAGAUGCCCUUUGUCAAGCACAGAAAUGAGAGCUGGUACUGGAAGUCGUGCACACAGAGGAUCCUCCGCUGGGAAACAGCAGGAAUAAAAAUUCCAUUUGGCUAAUAUGGAUGUAGUGAGAAGUCGAAUUAAUGAACAUUUGUCCAGCUUUCAAAAUUCAGUAAAUACAGUAACUUGAUAUAUCAUAAUUGACCACCGCAAUUUCCUUUUUGUUUCUGCCAUACUAUAAUUUGAAAAGACACUGCAAUACUGGUGCAUAAUUUAUGUGCUUUAGAUGGAGGGCGGGGGUGGCAGGCAAAGUGUUAUUCAGUAAGAGAAAAUAUUCUAGCCAUACUUAUGGCCCGUGCCCCUCCACGAGCAAUCAUGAGCCAGGUUACCCAGCCGGCCCAGAUGAUUUUCCGGGGGGUGGUGUGGAGCCACGGAUGGCGCAGGGCAGAGCAGCCUUCAUCCGUGGGGCUGUGCUGUGGAGCAGAGGGAGACCUAAGCUUUUUCAUACUUCCAUCUAACACAGAUGUCUGACUAUUGCAGAAGUGAGAUUUCAAGGAGGCUAACAAAUAUUUUGCCUGUUACCGUUUGUUUUUUAGACCAGGCUUGCACAAAGGUUAUGAGCAAACAGCAAGAAUUAAGGCUGAAGAAAUAAGAAUUUCCUUAUUUAAAUGAGAACUAUGGUUUUCUGUUGUCUUAAUGAUUAAUGGUCUUAAAAGUAAUAGCUCUUCCUCAGUGGCAGCUCUUUUUUUACUUAUCAAUUUACUUCACUUGUUUGCAAGUAGACGAUAACCCUUUAAAGUAUUUUAAAACUAUUUUUGUGAGCAGUUGGCUGAAAAAGAUCAAAUAUUUAGUUUAAACUCAUUUACAAAUUAACUUAUAAAAGUUUUCACAACAUUUUUCAAGAAAAAGUCUAACUAAGAUUUUUAGAAAUUUUGGAAAAUGGUUAAACUUAGGGCUUGUUUCAGGGAUGGAAAGAAUCUGAUUGCUCUAAUUUUUCAGGAAAGAUCUUUUAAAAUUACUUUCCAGUCAAAGAAAAUACUGCAUGAGACUUCAAAGGACAUUUUACAAAAUUGUAUUUAACCCCUUAGAUUUCCUUAAGGCUUUCUGUGCUCGAUUGUCAUGCCAGGUCCUGGAUCUUUCUAUUUUACAGUGUGAUUACAGUAGAAUUUGAACAGGCCUAAGACCUGACAGACAACCCAUUGAAGUCAGUACCAAUCACCCCACUAACUUUGGUGGACUUUGUUUCAGCAUCUAAAUAAUCUAUUUUACUAGCUCAAAAUUGCAUACUCUGUUUUUGGCCACAGGUAAUAGCUGGAAGAUAAUAUUUUUUCACAUUCAUUGUUUGUGCUGUGGUAAUAUGUGAUAUUUUUAUUUUAUUUUUUUUAAUGAGCAGCCAAAACUCAAGGUGCUGGACAGUGCUGUGCAAGCAUGUAACAUGGUGGUGGCAGUCUUUGCUCAACAAAAUGUCAUGACCGUUAGAUUAAAACCAGUAUAAAAAAAAAAAAUCAACACCUGGACGUUGUGCACAGAGGUACAGAGAGCAGGAGAACUUUUUAAUAGAAAUUUUACUGGUGUGAAUUACACAUCUAAGUUAAUGUGAGGGAAGAAGAGCAUGUGAAGUGAUGAUACAGAGUUGUUCCUAAUAGCUCAGUAAUGAUGAAGUUCCUUAGCAAGCAUAUUACACACAUGCAUAGAGACAACAAACACAGGCAAGUACAUAAAAACAUGGUUUAGAUCUUUUGAAUUUGGCUGAUAUGUUGGAUUUUAUAGUUUGAGGAUGCCAUUUGUAUAAAAGCUUGAGGAGUGAUAUACUAGAUAAAGCUGUAAUGAUAAUACCUAGAUUUUAAGGUUUAUAGCUAAGAGAGUGCCCUUUUUGAACCUUAUGUUAAUACAUUAAAUGUAUUUCUGUGCUUGAUUAAAAAGCCUGAUAUUUCAGGAAAAUUUAUUCCAAUCAACAAAACUGUUGAAGUUUUUGUAGUGUUAGAACAAUGAAUAUUUUUUGUUGUAUCUCAAUAACUAGAAAUGUAUGCAAUCACUACUAUUUUGAAAUAGAUUUAUUAUAAACUACUAAGAAUAAUUUUAUACAGAAAAAAUAAUUAUUAAGCAGUAUUUCUGAAGUAUUGACAUAUGGAACUCCUUCUGCAUGGAACAGGUUGGACUAUGGUAUUUAGGGAAAACUUUGGCAGAAUUUUGUGGGGAAAUCCCUGAAGAAAACCUAGUAUGAUACGUUAAGUAACUUUGAAAGUGACUAUAUAAGUUCUAUUAAUAGGUGGAUUUUGUUGGAUGUAAAAUGGUAACUCAGUAAUUAUAUUUCUUGAGAAUAUGCAUCAGCUAUCUAGAAUUACUUAGGUUGGCAUCCCUCCAUGGUUUUAUACGUAGUUAAAUUAGGGCACAGAUAGUCUCAACUGUGACUGUCAAGAUGUAACUUUGCUCUUACUGUUUCUAAAGAGUUGCAUAUCUAAUUUAUCAUUCAUAUUAAAGACAGUUCUUGUGUCAAUAUUAAAUCUCACCUGUGUAUCUAAAUUCAAUGCUGUGGGGUUUUUUGACUCAUGUCAUCGCCAGUAAUGCAGUGUCUGCAACUGGAAUUUAGCCAAUAACUAUUGAUGACAGAAGGUCCAGAAUAGAACCCGUCUUACUUUCCCAACCAAUAUUAACUCCUGCACCACUGUCAAUUAGGCCAAUUCUGCACUUGGAACUGAACCACUGCAUCUGUUAAUGAUGUAUACACAGAAUCCAGUUAAUUUUCAGCUAUAAUGGUCCUGGCUGCAUAGGAAAAAAGCAAAAGAUUCCCCCCCUCCUCGUAAUCUAAUCAAACUUUGUUUUCAAUAGGCACAAAAAAAUGAUCCGAUAAGAAAGAAAUUGUCAUUUUCUACUGGCAGCAAUAACUUGUAUGACACAUGUGGCCUAGAUGUUUCCUGACAGUAUCAUGGAGUGAGUGGUGAAGUAAGGAAGAAAACAACCAGAAUACUGAUUUCCAGAUCUUUGACCAAAUUUAUACAUCAGCUUCUUAAGUUGAUUUUGGUCCUGCUUAUCUAUUAGUAAUAUCUGUAAAUGUUAUUUUCUUUCCAUUAUGUACAAAUAUGUGCAUAAAAUAAAAAACUUGUAAAGGGAUGUAUAUAUAUUUUAGUAAACAUGUACAGGAUGCUAAAAAUGGCCCCAGAGAGGCCAUGAAGAGAAACAGGGCAAGGAUGUCAGUAUGGUACGAAAAGUGAUCCGUCACACGGUGCCAGCGCUCUGCUUGCACCAGCAACGUGGCAAGAUUUUCAGAUUUUCAGUUGUGUGGCUUUGUGCCUUGCACUGCUUUUGUAUUGAUGACAUUUACACAUUAAACAGUACCUUUACGGAGACUAACUUUCAUUUCAGUUGUGUAAAACUUUGUGUCAAUGCACGUGGAACGAGGUUUACCAGGAUGCUGUGAGCUUUUUCAUAACCCGGCCUUUUUGCUUGCUUUCCUUCCUGUACAAGAAGGUACAGGGGCUUGGGAGCAAACAUAGGUGGAUCGAUAGGUGUUCGUCGUGAAGAAAAAGGCAUCAGCCUUUUUUCUUCAGCAUCUCCGGAGGGACAAGGUACUUCGCGUCCUAUUUUUGGCAAAGGGAGGCCCCGUGUGGCCGGUCGUGAGAACAGCGGCUUGCCGGUGCCUGCCCUCCCUCCUUCAGCUCAACUCUUGUUUUUAGGCAAGCCAAGACGGUCAACAUGGCCACGGUGGUGGGACUUCCUAGCAAUAUUGAUGACAAGAGCAAAGGAAGAAGAAACACCCGAAGCGUGAUGCCAAUGUCCCUGAAAUUCAUAGUGCAAGUACUUGUUCAAGGAAAAAAAAAGAAAAAAAAGGAAAAGAUAAAAACCAGAGGAAAUCCUGCCAUGUGACCUUUUUACCUGCGCAUCCAUCUUUCUGCGCUUCCCCAGGGGAUGCUGUAGACGGUUUCGCGGGCGGUUUCCCCUCAGGAAGGGCCGUCCUCUGAGCAGUGCGGGCGGAGGCUGGGGAGGGGGGCAAGAAGGAAGUGUCCCCCGCACGCCCCGGCCACCCCCUUCUUUUCAUUUCCAAGAGCAGGCCGACGCGGGGCGGGCGCGGCCGCCGCUGCGCACCCGCGCAGGCCGCCUUCCCUCCCCGCAGCGCAGCGUGCCGUGCCGCUCCGUGCCGUGCUCCGCCGGGCAUGGCGCCGCUGGUGCUGUACCACUGGACGCAGUCCUUCUCCUCGCAGAAGGUGCGCUUGGCAAUAGCCGAAAAAGCCCUGAAGUGCGAAGAGCACGAUGUAAACCUGCCGCUGAGCGAGCACAACGAACCAUGGUUCAUGCGCUUGAAUUCCUCCGGAGAAGUACCUGUCCUCAUCCACGGGGAAAACAUCAUUUGUGAGGCAACGCAGAUUAUCGAUUACCUUGAAGCAACGUUUGUAGAUGAGGAAGUACCAAGAUUAAUGCCAGAAGAAGGGAGCAUGUAUUAUCCAAGGGUGCAACACUACAGAGAGCUUUUAGACUCCUUGCCUAUGGAUGCCUACACCCAUGGCUGCAUCCUGCACCCCGAGUUAACAGUGGACUCCAUGAUUCCAGCCUAUGCUACCAGCAGAAUUCGUAGCCAAAUAAGUAACACAGAAUCAGAGUUGAAAAAACUUGCAGAAGAAAAUCCCGACCUUCAAGAUGCCUAUAUAGCAAAGCAGAAGCGCCUUAAAUCUAAACUGCUGGAUCAUGAUAAUAUAAAAUAUCUAAAGAAAAUACUGGAUGAACUGGAAAAAGUUUUGGAUCAGGUUGAGACUGAAUUGCAGCGGCGAAAUGAGGAAACGCCAGAAGAUGAAAAUCAGCCUUGGCUCUGUGGUGAUUUCUUCAGUUUGGCAGAUGUAUCACUUGCCGUCACAUUACAUCGCCUGAAGUUUCUGGGAUUAGCAAGAAGAAACUGGGGAAACGGAAAGCGGCCCAACUUGGAAGCCUAUUAUGAGCGUGUCCUGAAGAGAAAAGCAUUUUACAAAGUUUUAGGACACGUCAACAAUAUAUUAAUCUCGGCCGUUCUGCCAACGGCAUUCCGCGUGGCCAAGAAAAGGGCGCCCAAGGUUCUUGGCACCACCCUGCUGGUCAGCGUGCUGGCAGGAAUGGGUUAUAUUGCUUUCAUGUGUCUUCGGAAGAGGUUUACCAACAUGAUGUUAUCAAUCAGAACCAGGCAAAAUUAUUUUUAGACCCGUCUGUCCCUGGUGGUGAGUGAAGGGCAUCUCUACCCCCCAGGAAUAUAGCCCCAGUAAAAUAUAAACGUAGAAGAAAGGUUAUGUCUGUGAAUUAGAACAUUGUCACACAGUAAUCAUCUCCUGCCGUUGUAUAAUUGGAUUGGCAAUGCCAAGAUAUUUAUGGAACAUAUAUGUUGCGGGGACAAUGAAGGAAAGAAGAGACUUUCUGUUCAGUUGAGGACCUAUAAGGGCUGUGACAGUGCUUUGUUAAAGUGAUUAUUGUCUCCUUUACCCACUAGCUGACCUAAUUAUAAUGCUUUUAUUUAAUAGAUAUGCCGCAAUGUGACAGCUUUUCACUGUGGGUGAAAUGCAUUACUGUGCAGAAACCAGCAUUGCUGAAAUACUGAAAAUAGCACUUACUUUAAAUGCUUGGAGUAGGAUUUAAGUGGAACAUAGGCUGUGGGUCUGUCGUGUACGAGAGUGAGCGUCUCUGUACUGAUUAAUGUCUGUUGAUUUGCAGUUGGACCUUUAGGAAUGUGUUGAAAAGUAGUCUUGUGGAGCCACUUUUGUCACUGUAUAUUCAUGCAGUGGUACAGGAAGAGACCUGAAACAUAUAGGAACAUCAGUGAUUUGCAGGCCACAUGAGUGAAAUUCUCCAGAGGCAUCAGCAAUCAACAGAUGCUGGACUUCUGCUGAAAUACAAAUGGUACUGAAAACCCUGACAUUUGUCUUUUGAAAGCCUUUUGGGUAGCCUUUGGCCCAGCCAGGUGCACAGCUCAGCUGUAAGCACUGGCUGAGUCAAACCAAACUAUCUCGGUGCACAUUUCCUGGUUUCAUUGGGGUGGCUUGAUACGGUUGUCUCCAUAUUAGUGUCCUAGGUACCCUUUCACGUUUCCACUCAGACUGCUACUGUUUUUUGCACACUACUUGGCUCUAUUAGCAAUUGCAUGUGCCUCUAUGAAAUUUUUGCCUGCAAUGUGCCACAGCCAACUAGAAAACAUCUGCACAACAAUGCAUUUUGUAAAAGUAAUUUAAAAUAGGCCACUAUUUUUCAGUCUGGUUAGGUACCCUAUAUUGAAGGUGAAACUAAUUUAGCAAUCUGUUUACUUUUGAAGAGGUGUCGUAUUGGUGGUAAGUGAAAAAUAGGUCAGUUUGGAGACAUGAUUUGUACUGCAGAUUUUUUGCAAAGCUGCACUCUUGUAGUAUGUAGGAAAGGUGUAGAAAAACAUUUUGAUUACUUCCCACUACUCAGCAAAUGCUCAGAGUUUUACUAUGUUUGAACUAAGCUCCCAUUUCAAUGAGAAACACAAUUUACCUGAAAGCAGACUUCGAAUCAUUUUGCAGCAAGAAAGCAUUUGGGAAGGGCUGAAAAUUCUCGUGACAGUUUCGUAAGAUUUUUGUAUUCUUCAUGAAUGUCUGAAAGCCUCAGAGUUUUGUUUACAAGCUGUAGAUAACUGCAACAAACAAGACAUAGCUUUAAAUGUUUGCCUAUCAACAGCCAGCGCUAACAGGCCUAAGUACAUUUUAGAUCCGGUGCUGGUGGCUGUGGUCUCUGCACAAUUGCUUUUGAGCUCCAAGAAGAUCCCCUCUCAAGUUUGCUGGAGAGAACUGAGGCAGUUUCUGUCUGGGCAAUCUCACCAUCUAGCAGAUAUCAAAAUGGAUAAAAUUGUUGAAUACUUCUGCUUAUAAUUUAAUAUUAUGUUAGUUGUCUAGCAAAAGAAGACCUAAAUCUCAUUGCUCCUUUUCAGUAAUAAGAAACAUCUUACCUAGGAAACAAUGCUUUUUUUUUUUUAUUUGUCAAAAAGACAGUUUUAUAUAAUUCUAUUUCAUGACCCAGUUGUUCUCAAGAACUUGUUGAAUUAAAUGUGCUCUAUUUCGGAAAGCUUUAUUAUCCCUAUUAAUGUGCUGGCAGCUUUAACUGAGUUUGUUGUCUGUAUAUUACAGUUCAUCUGCAUUUACUUGUAACGAACAAAUUCCACUAAGUUAAUAAACACAGAGUAGGGUUUGCAACUUAAUGCUUCCCUGGCAUGCAUUUCUGUCAGGCCAUCUGUAAAGUAUAAUCUGAUCAAGUCACAGUAAAAUGCAAUAUAUAUUACUUUUUUAGAAUUAAUUUAUAUUUUACUUUUUCCUUCCUCUUUUUUUUAAUGUGCUAGUUCUAGAUAAAACCACUUAUAUUCCCAGAGGUGCACCAGUUUAGUUCACACGAGCAGCCCUGUGGGCUGUGACACAGGCUAAUUAUUGAUGAAGCAGUUUUACUUCCCCCAAACCCUGGUGAUCUCUGCGCUUCAGCUAGCACUCAUUGCCUGCCAGGAGCUGCAGGUACUGUUGGGGAGGACUGAAAUGACCACCAGAUGUCAGUGGUCCUCCAGGGCUGCAUUUUGUUGUGCCUUGAGAUGUGCAGGAGAACACUAGUUUUCACGAACAAAAUGCUUGUGACCUCAGCAUCAGAUGGAUGGAAGCAUCUUCAUCAGACUAGCGGUCUUUCAAGAGCUUUUGAAACAACUGCUUUGGUCUGCUACAGGUUGGUUCUCUGGUACCUCUCAUUUAUGUUUGUAGUUUUUACACUGGAUAAUUAAGAGGGCAAAGUUGAAAUAAUAUUUCACAUUAAAACGAAUGUCACUGAACAGCAAUUAAACUUGUCAUCUGCAGGAAUAAACAUGGAUAAAACUUUUACUGGGGAAAAGUUUGGAUCCCUGGUUUCAUUAAUGUCUGUUAGUUCACAAAUUUGAUAGCCUACUUAUUUUCACUGCCCUGAAGUACUCUGUGAGACAUCGAUUUCUGUACAGGUGGCAGCAAAAGGCUUAUCCAUGAUUAAAUUCCUCAAAAUAGGAUGAGAUUUAGAAGCACAUAUGCUGUAUAUGUCUCUGUGCAGGAUAGCUUUUGUGUGGUGCUUGUAAAGUUUCUUUUCAGCCUGGCUUAUUUUCUUUGCUCUGGUACCUCUGGACGCUAUUUAGAUUGGAAACACAAGCAAUCUUCUGGUUUUCAUUUACUAUUUGCUCUCGUGUCACACAUCAGAUAUAUUUCAUAUCAUAGCUUUGUAUGUGGGACAUGCACAAUAAACAUCAAUUCUAAGACCA